Molecule: messenger RNA, 1907 nt
Organism: Salvelinus fontinalis (brook trout)
Lineage: Eukaryota; Metazoa; Chordata; Actinopteri; Salmoniformes; Salmonidae
Gene: znhit1
Product: zinc finger, HIT-type containing 1
Exons: 5
Coding region: 40-504 (154 amino acids)
Biological process (GO): chromatin remodeling
Cellular component (GO): Swr1 complex
Molecular function (GO): nucleosome binding
Source: RefSeq, a predicted model, not a curated record
AAUGUCCCUCACGCCCACCGGUGAAAUUAUUAUGCAGCGAUGGUGGAGAAGAAAAUAGCAGUGCGAUCCCAGGACCCAGGCCAGCGGCGCGUUUUGGACUGCGCUACGCGCCAGCGACGCUUAACCAGACAGUUAGAGGCACUUGAAAAGGACAAUUUCCAGGAUGAUCCUCAUGCCAGCCUACCCCAGCUGGCCAAGAGGCUCCCUCAGUUUGAUGACAGCAAUGAGUCUGGCAAGAAGAGGAAGAAGACAAGAGGAGAUCAUUUCAAAUUGAGAUUUCGGAAGAACUUCCAGGCUGUACUGGAGGAAGAGGAACUAAGUGGGAAUGAGGGACCUAACUACCUGACUGCUUGUGCCGAGCCCUCCAAACUGCCGCAGCGCCACUUCUGUGCCGUGUGUGGCUUCCCGUCUCCCUACACCUGCAUUUCCUGUGGGGCACGCUACUGCUGUGUCCGCUGCCUGGGCACACAUCAUGAAACCAGGUGUCUGAAGUGGACUGUGUGAUGCUCUCAGCUGGUACGUGUGAAUGGCUGCCUCAUUUUAUUGCUUGAUCAUCAACGGAAGGACAGGUUUCUUUUUUGUGCAGCAUCAGAGUAUCUGAAUGAGCUGUAUGACUCCCGUCCAGUGAGUCUGAAUGAGUUGUUUGACUCCCAGUCAGUCUGAAUGAGCAAUAUGACUCCCGCCCAGUCAGUCUGAAUGAGCUAUAUGACUCCCGUCCGUCUGAAAGAGCUAUAUCACUCUCGUCCAGUCAGUCUGAAUGAGCCAUAUGACACCCAUCCAGUCAGUCUGAAUGAGCUGUAUGACUCCCUUCCGUAGGCUGAAUUGGGACUGUGCUGUUGCUAUCGCAACAGGCAUGUGGUGAUCUGAUGGGAGCCCCUGCAUGAGACAGCGAUAACUCAGAAAGUGAAUGGUGUUCGCUCCAUAGUGUGCGUCUGCGCUUCAGCCUAGGCCUGAAUUUGACAAUCAUAUACUGAACAAAAAUCAAAACGCAACAUGCAAUAAUUUCAACCAUUUUACUGAGUUAAAGUUCAUAAAAGGAAAUCAGUCAAUUGAAAUCAAGUAAUUAGGCCCUAAUCUAUGGAUUUUACAUAACUGUGCAGGGCACAGCCAUGGGUGGGCCUGGGAGGACGUAGGCCCAUCGACUUGGGAGCCAGGCCCUGCCAAUCAGAAUGAGUUUUUCCUCACAAAAGGGCAUUAUUACAGACAGAAAUACUCCUCAGUUUCAUCAGCUGUCCGGGUGGCUGGUCUCAGAUGAUCCUGCAGUUGAAGAAGCCGGAUGUGGAGGUCCUGGACUGGCGUGGUUACACGCGGUCUGCGGUUUUGAGGCCGGUUGGACAUACUGCCAAAUUCUCUAAAAUUACAUUGGAGGCGGCUUAUAGUAGUGAAACUAACAUUCCGUUCUCUGGCAACAGCUCUGGUGGACAUUCCUGCAGUCAGCAUGCCAAUUGCAUGCUCCCUCAAAACGUGUGGCAUUGUGUUGUGUUUUAUAGAGUGGCCUUUUAUUGUCCCCAGCAAAAAGUGCACCUGUGUAGUGAUCAUGCUGUUUAAUCAGCUUCUUGAUAUGCCACACCUGUCAGGUGGGUGGAUUAUCUUGGCAAAGGAGAAAUGCUCACUAACAGGGAUGUAAACAAAUUUGUGCACAAAAUUAGAGCAAAAUAUUAUUCAUGUGCGUAUGGCAAGUUUCGGGGAUAUUUUAUUUCAGCUCAUGAAACAUCAGACCAACACUCUACAUGUUGCAUUUAUAUUUUUGUUCAGUAUAGAUUCAAAUCUGGAUUUUAUUAACAGGGCACCUUUGACGCCUCAGUGCGAUUUUUGGAUUUAUCAACAACAACAAAAAAUACCUUGUAUGAGUGAUAUUUGUCCAAAAGCAAAAAAAGGACACUAAUUAUUAAAACCUUAAACCAGCA